AUUUAUUAAUUAAAUAAUACUUCUACUAAUUUUACAGGAAUCUCAAAUAUUUUCAUUUAUUUAUUUUUAGUCCAUAAUCAGAUGAAAUCAAUUACAGAGAAUAAAUUACCACUAAGAAUCAUCAAGAAGAGCACGAUCUCGCUGUCAGUUUAGAUAUAUUAGCAAAAUUGUUAGACAAAACGGAAAAGAGGACUCAGGACAAAAACAAAAGUGCGUACUUUCAGAAGCGGCAGUAAAAUUUAGCUCGUUGGUUUUCAAAGUUGUUACCUUUAUGCAGAAUUUCUAAGGUUACUGACGAAAUUUAGAAGUAAAAAAGUUACGGUUUCUGAGAAUUGAAUUUACUGCCAGAGUUUGCUUAGCCUUUUCUUGGGCAAGCAGAAGGAUCAAGGAUUGUUUGCUGGUUAGAUUCUGAAAUAUAUUGGAAAGUCAGUGUAGAUACAAGAAGAUUGGGUUUUUAUGUGCAACAAUAUGUUCACUGAGUUGAUUUUUAUGUGUGGCAAGUUGACCAUGUUUUCUACCCUGAAUUGUUCUUGAAGGACAUGCAGUGUCUUAUGUUGACAGGAAACCUAGCUCUUUAAGGUGUUGGGUGAAAUUGUCAUGCUGAAUGUUGCUACCAGGUGGUGGGUUAGGGAUGGAUUCUACAAUGGAUGACAUGAACUUGAUUCAAGCACCAAGGCAUCUGGUCAGGGAUAUUGGUGAGGAGAUUGACUUGGAGAUUGGACCUGGAGAUGUUGACCCUUCAUUUGCCAACACUCCUCUCAUUGGUGUUCCACCACAAGAACCUUCUGUCGAAGAGCAGGAUGAAACAAAGCAGAUGCCGAUUGUCUCUCAACUCCCAAAUGAUGAUCAAUAUAGUUUGAAGGCACAACCUGCAAAAAGGAAGAAGAAGGUUGUGAAAAGAUGGAGAGAGGAAUGGGCUGAUACUUACAAGUGGGCGUAUGUUGAUGUGAAGGAAGGAACAGCAAGGAUAUUCUGCUCUGUUUGUAAAGAAUAUGGUAGAAAGCAUAGGAGGAAUCCUUAUGGGAAUGAAGGAAGCAGAAACAUGCAGAUGAGUGCAUUGGAAGAGCACAACAAUAGUUUACUUCACAGGGAGGCUCUUCGUCUCCAAAUGGCCUCGAAGGAUAAGAUUGUUGUUGAUAAACCCAUUUAUGUAAAAGCUCUUAUGUCCAAAACGGCUGGAUCAAUCAUUGAAGCUGCACUGAAAAGGGACCCCCAUGAGGCUGAGUUCAUACAAUCUGUACAAGAAGCUGUUCAUGCUUUAGAGAGAGUGAUUGCAAAAAAUUCACAUUAUGUCAACAUCAUGGAGCGCUUGUUAGAACCAGAGCGUAUGAUUAUUUUUCGAGUUCCAUGGGUGGAUGAUAGAGGGGAAACACAUGUCAAUCGAGGCUUCAGGGUACACUUUAACCAGGCACUGGGUCCAUGUAGGGGUGGUAUUCGGUUUCAUCCAAAAAUGAACAUAAGUAUUGCCAAAUUUCUUGGUUUUGAACAGACAUUAAAGAAUGCUUUAUCACCCUACAAACUAGGAGGGGCAGCAGGUGGAAGUGAUUUUGAUCCUAAAGGAAAAAGUGAUAAUGAGAUCAUGCGGUUUUGUCAAAGUUUCAUGAAUGAGACAUAUCGUUAUUUUGGUCCUGACAAGGACCUUCCAUCAGAGGAAAUGGGAGUUGGUAUUCGAGAAAUGGGAUUCCUCUUUGGACAAUAUAGACGUCUAGCUGGUAAUUUUCAGGGAAGUUUUACAGGGCCAAGGAUAUUUUGGUCAGGUUCUAGCCUUCGAACUGAAGCAACUGCUUAUGGGCUGGUUUUCUUCACCCAGCUUAUUCUUGCAGAGUUGAAUAAAGAUAUCAAAGGACUGAGAUGUGUUGUAAGUGGUUUUGGUAAGAUUGCAAUGCAUGUUCUGGAAAAGCUUGUUGCUGUUGGUGCUCUUCCCAUUACGGUAUCAGAUUCAAAGGGAUAUUUGAUUGAUGAGGAUGGAUUUGAUUAUAUGAAAAUAUCAUUUUUGAGGGAUCUCAAAGCUCAACAAAGAAGUUUGAGAGAUUAUUCAAAGACUUAUGCUCGAUCUAAGUACUACGAUGAAGCAAAACCUUGGAAUGAAAGGUGUGAUGUUGCAAUACCCUGUGGUUCUCAAAAUGAAAUUGACCAGGCUGAUGCCCUUAAUUUGGUUAAUUCAGGUUGUCGUAUACUUGUAGAAGGCUCAAAUAUGCCUUGCACUCCUGAAGCAGUUGAUGUAUUGAAGAAGGUCAAUGUUCUCAUUGCUCCUGCCAUGGCUGCUGGUGCUGGAGGGGUUGUUGCAGGAGAAAUUGAAUUAAACCAUGAGUGUAAUGUAAUGCAUUGGUCACCGGAGGAUUUUGAAUCUAAAUUACAGGAAGCGAUGAAACAGACAUUCCAUAGAGCCCUCAAAGCAGCAAAUGAUUUUGGUUAUCAGAAAGAAAGCCCUGAGGCUUUGCUACAUGGAGCAGUCAUCUCUGCUUUUCUGGCAAUUGCUCAAGCCAUGACUGAUCAAGGAUGUGUAUAAUUCUUUGUGUGUGCACCAACGCUGAUUCUUGUUUGUCAUUACCUAUGAUCUUUGGAGACUGCAAUCCAUUGCAGGAAACUGGAGCUCAUUGUCAACUUUUAUUAUGUUGGUUUUCAGAUCUCAUAUUUGAAGUCAACGCCGGGAAAAAUUAGAGAUCUCUUUGUAACAUACAUGUAAUGUACUAUUACUAUUGAAGAAUUGGAAAAGCAUGACUUGUUUAGAAUUUCAUUGAACUAGGAAUUUGGAGGAGCAAUAGGGUUGGAAUAGAAACAUUUAUUCUUGGCCUGCAAGACUUGCCUAUAAAUUUUAGCUCUCACUACUGUGAGUCUGUGACAUUGACAACAACAUUAAUUGGAAAUAAAAUAUAUUAUUUCUUUCUAAUAUUCAUUUCUUUUUUUUUUUUCCUUCUUCCUGAUGAUCAUUGAAGUUGUUUAAUCCCUCUUCUAAAUGAAGCACCCCUGAUCUCAGCAUUUAAGAAACUGCUACACUCUUUAAUGGUGUCUAAUGACUCCAUUGAGUAUACUAGUUUAAUGUUAUCAAGACAGGAAUAAAACUAUUGGGAUGCAAUCUAAAACUAAAAAUGUUAAUUCUAGGUAGGAACAAAAGUAUUGGAGACAACCUAAAAAAGGAGCCAAGCAGUUAUGUUAUGCCUCACUAUUUCUAUUUCAAGAAAUCCCAGAACUGCAUUUUUAAUCAUUGUGCUUUCGGUUUUAGUAAAAGUCUUCAUUAUUCUUACAGAACCUUAGUUCUUCA
Messenger RNA from Durio zibethinus, 3262 nucleotides. The record is from RefSeq and is a predicted model, not a curated record. NCBI's taxonomy places the organism in Eukaryota, Viridiplantae, Streptophyta, Magnoliopsida, Malvales, Malvaceae.